Molecule: messenger RNA, 994 nt
Organism: Zymoseptoria tritici IPO323
Lineage: Eukaryota; Fungi; Ascomycota; Dothideomycetes; Mycosphaerellales; Mycosphaerellaceae
Exons: 3
Coding region: 143-994 (283 amino acids)
Cellular component (GO): mitochondrion
Molecular function (GO): oxidoreductase activity
Source: RefSeq, a predicted model, not a curated record
UUGUGUGCAAAUGAUUCGAAGUUCGACGUCCAAUAGACUUUCUGACGAGACCCACUUUUUGCGCCAGUGGCCAUCGCAGGCGUCACGUCGACUCUUGCUGGAGUGCCGUUGACGAUACAUACUCCAUCGAUCAAUUCGGAAAAUGCUGAAGUGCUGUCCAAGACCUGUGGUAAGGACUCUAGGUACUCGAGCUGUAUUCGCUCAGCGGAAGAUGGCCACGAUCCGAUCCUCCGUACCGCACGAGGAUAGGACAGCAGCCGAGCCCCGUGAGGGUCAGUUGGAAGCCGUGGUAUUGGCCAAUAUCAAAGAGGUCAACGACAAUGUCAGACUGCUACGGCUAUUUCCCGUGAUCAAUCGCACAAUCAAGUUCCUGCCAGGGCAGUGGCUAGACACGUUCAUCCCUGGGAUUCCUAGAGCCGGAGGCUUCACACUCACAUCAACACCAGAUCAAGCACGCGCUUCGGUCUCAACGCCGCCAUAUCUGGAACUAGCAAUACAGAAGAGCAGGAAUCCACCUGCUCAAUGGCUGUGGAAGCCAAGCGAGGAGAUCAUUGGCACCCAGCUCGUUGUACGAGUCGGCGGUAGUUUUACAUGGCCACCGCCUCAUCUGGACGUUGCGAAAGUCGAUAGACUUGUACUGGUCGCCGGGGGUGUCGGCAUCAAGAUCUUGUUCCUCCCACGCCUCAUGGAUCUUGUCGCAGCAGCAGCAGACUCCAACGUCACGUUGAGACUGUUUCUCACUGGGACCGGGGACCAAGGCUACAUUGAGCACGGAAAGCUCCCGAACAGCACAUUCGGCGGACGUAUUCAGGAGAUUGAUCUCCUCAAGGCGAUAGACGGCUAUAAGAAGAACGUGUUUGGACCCGAGCAUGACCGGAAGGGAACGGUGGCAUUAGUCUGCGGGCCGCCAAAGAUGACGGAUGAGAUGGUGGCCUAUCUGCAAAAGCAGCCUGGGAUGUCUUUGGAUCGUGUGUUGUGCGAGAAGUGGUGGUGA